AUGAGACACGAGACCGCAGACUUCCCAUCCGAAGAAGGCAGAAAUAUACCAUAUGUGGUAUUGUCUACAUCUACGUCAUCUCAGACCUUGCCCAGAGACCCCAAUAAGCUCCGCGUCUGGAUCCAAGGGUCAACUCAUGGAGAUGAGCCUGCAAGCGAGCAAUCGAUUCUAGCGUUUCUCGGAAGCCUCGAUGCGAACCACAGUCGGGCACUGUCACUCCUGCAGAAGUUGGACAUUCUGAUACUGCCACGAUACAAUCCCGACGGCGUCGCGUACUUCCAACGCCGCUUCGCCACCAAUUUCGACCCAGCACGAGACCACAUCAAGUUGCGGUCGGAGCAGACACGGCAUACGAAGUCGCUUUUCAAUGCAUUUGCUCCCCACGUCGCAGUUGACAUGCACGAAUUCAGCGCAAAGGCGCGGUAUGCGGAACGGUAUGUUCGCGUUCUAGAUGGUCAGUUUGCCGUGGGGAAGAACCUCAACAUCCACCCGGAUAUCCGCCGUCUGUCGGAGGAUAUCUUUGCACACAGCAUCGGAGCCGCGUUGGAGGCUGUAGGCCUGCGCUGCGCACCUUAUUCGACGGGCCGGAGAAAUGCUACCGACGAUGGACGUUUGAGUUUCAGUGAAGCUGGUGGCGAGGGAUGCAUAGCUCGCAAUGCGUGGGGGCUGACUCAAGCCGUCGCCAUCCUCUGUGAGACCCGGGGGAUAGGCAUCGCGGACCAACAUUUUGCGCGAAGGACAUUCACAGGAUUGACAAUGUUAGACGCCGUAGUCUCAACCGCUGCGCAACGCGCUGAUGAGGUCUGGUCGAAGGUGCAUCUUGCGAGACAAGCUUUCAUCGACAGUCGCGAAGAUAUUGUCGUUACUGACGCUCCGAAGAUUAUCAAAUGCAGCUGGCCAUUCGUCGAUCUUCACGGAGGUAGGCUGGUCGAAGUGCCCUCUAUUGUGAAGAGCAGCACGCCACUGAGCCCGAAGUUGACACGGGCCAGACCACGGGCGUACCUGAUACCAAAGGCAUGGUCUGAACUGAUCCCCCGCCUGUUAGUGAAUGGUAUCGAUGUAACAACACUGGAGCAGGCAUUUCGCGACGAGGUCGAGGUAUUACAGAUCACUUCCGUUGAAUUCGAGAACGAGUAUCACGAAGGCGCUGUCCGCGCAAAGGUGAAAACAAAGCUGCUGAGGAAGGUCAUUCAAUUACCGGUUGGAAGCUUUCAGGUUAGCACGGUGCAAAAAAUGGCCGCUCUGGCCUUCAUAGCACUCGAACCUGAGGGUGUGGACAGUUUCGCCACGAUGAACAUUGUGCCGCUUGUGCCAGGGGAUGACUAUCCGAUCUUUCGAGUGUUGUGGAAAUGA
Exophiala aquamarina CBS 119918 is the source of this 1353-nucleotide messenger RNA. RefSeq lists its product as uncharacterized. The coding region runs from base 1 to 1353 and encodes 450 amino acids. The transcript has a single exon. Gene Ontology annotation, biological process: proteolysis. Gene Ontology annotation, molecular function: zinc ion binding; metallocarboxypeptidase activity. Lineage: Eukaryota; Fungi; Ascomycota; Eurotiomycetes; Chaetothyriales; Herpotrichiellaceae. The record is from RefSeq and is a predicted model, not a curated record.